AUGGAUCUAGCAGCCGCACAGCAGGAUGCUGCAAACGAGGAGCAAAGGGAAAGAGGAGAAAUGGAAGAAGAUGCUGGGGAAGGAGAAGUAGAACGGGAUCUUGACGAUGAAGUUCCUGAGGCACAAAGCACACCCAGUGCAUCCGAAGUAUCGAGUGACGAAGAAUCAGAGGAGGAAGAGGAGGGAAGUGAAGUCAGUGGCGACGUCCAAGAAGAAAGCACUGUACCCUUCAAUGAGGAUAGUUUCAUAGAAGGCAGCAUGCUCGAAGCAGAAGUGUCUCAUAUGCUGGAGAUGGAAGAGGCGGAAAUGGCAGGCGUGUUGCAAGACGAACGCGAUCUCGAUGACGAUGUUCCUGAAGCUGGGAGCUACGAACACACGGAUUCUGAACUCGAAGAUGAUAGCGAUGUGGAUACCAGCGCUCUUCCACCUGGACUCAGCUCCGUGCGUUCGAGACGCUCAACAAGGCGCCGUUCAAGUGGACGUCGUAAUUCGAGUCGCAGAAGCUCGGGGCUGCCUGGUGGUAUGUUGUUUGGGGGUGGACAUCCUGCGGUUGGAAGGGUCAGUCUCGGGGUCGAUCUGGGAAAUGGAAGGAGUAGCUUUGGUAUGGACGGGAGUAGUUCAUUUCUUGAAGGUAGCUCUUUUCUGCGGAGUUCGCCGGCGGGGAAUGCUGCGGCCAAUAGGGGCAGCUUGAGAGAUAGGUUCUUGGGUGCUGCGAGAGGUGGUGGAGGCAGCAGCAGGAGGGCUUAA
This is a messenger RNA of Alternaria postmessia, 747 nucleotides long. RefSeq lists its product as uncharacterized. The transcript has a single exon. NCBI's taxonomy places the organism in Eukaryota, Fungi, Ascomycota, Dothideomycetes, Pleosporales, Pleosporaceae. The record is from RefSeq and is a predicted model, not a curated record. Bases 1 to 747 code for a protein of 248 amino acids.